Diaporthe amygdali is the source of this 1200-nucleotide messenger RNA. RefSeq lists its product as uncharacterized. Gene Ontology annotation, molecular function: protein binding; 6-phosphogluconolactonase activity. The coding region runs from base 1 to 1200 and encodes 399 amino acids. The record is from RefSeq and is a predicted model, not a curated record. Lineage: Eukaryota; Fungi; Ascomycota; Sordariomycetes; Diaporthales; Diaporthaceae. The transcript is spliced from 2 exons.
AUGGGCAGUUCUGCUUUGUCAUGGGCAUUUGUCGCCUUGUUGAUUACCUAUUUGUGCACUCCCGUCCUCUCGACCGUACACGCGCUCUACGCAUCCAACUUCCACAACGUCUCCGAGCUGUAUACACUGCAAUUUGAUGAUGAGACGCUGGGAUUCAAUGUGGUUGAUUCCACCCUAGCCGAUGGCCCCAUGGUCUGGUUGGAUUUCGACCACACGAGAACCCUUUUGUACGGCGUCUCACUUGAAAGCUCGAACAUAUCCAGCUACAGUGUCCUGUCCAAUGGUAGCCUCAGCAUGGCCCAGGUACUGGACAACUCUGGCAGCUGCCUCUACGGCACGGGUUCCAACGCCUUUGUCCUCGCCAGCCGUCAGGCCCCGUACUUCGUCUACCACGGAACGUGGCCAGGCGACGACGGAGCUUGCGGCGUGGUGCACGCUGUGAACGAGAGUACGGGCUUCCUUGAACCACCGGCCUUCCAGAGCUGGAACUUGACCGCCGCGUCCGGGGUGCACGGCUUGGCAUGGGGGAACGCGACCGACGGGACGCAGCUCUUGUACCUAGCUGAUCUGACGGGCGACAUGAUCUGGACUAACGCGGUGGACAGCGGUGCGGGCGGCAUUACGGUACUGGGCAACAUGAGCGUCGAGUCGGGUUGGGCGCCAAGGCAUAUCGCCGUGCACCCUUCGUCCAGAUACCUCUACGCGACAAUGCAAACACCGAGCCUGCUGGUGUCGUACAAGCUGGACGAGGACACGGGCUUGGUUGGGGAGGAGGUGUUCCGAUCGUCACUAAUCCCCGAGUCCAACUCGUCAACCUGGUGGGCAGCUGACCUAGCAGUCUCCGCCAGCGGGCGGUACCUCUGGGCAUCUGCGCGCUCCAAGUCGACGGAAUACCCAGGUUAUAUCUCGGCAUACAUCCUGGCCGACGACGGGGCCAUUAUCGAGCAGAUGUUCCAGGUGCCCACGUCUACCAACGGCGCCGAGGGGAACGUUGUCGCGCCGGCUCCGUGGUCAGACGAGUAUAUGGCGGCGACAUACUAUCAAUCGCAUGUCGUCACGAUCUGGAAGAUGGCACAGCCGACGACAAACUCGUCCGAUGGCUUAACACGAUAUCAGACUGCUGCUGAAGUGGUCCAAGUUGGGCCGGCCAGCGGAAAUGUUACUGGUGGUUGCUGUGGUGCCCUGUUGUGGUCGGACUGA